CAUGGUCAUAAUCUCACAGCUCACAUAUAUAAAUAGAAAACUCACCACCUUUCCUCCUCUCCUUAACAUUUCUAUUUCCUAUUUUUAUUCUUUUAUUAUUUUGCUAUUUUUCUUUUUACAUUUCUUCCCCUCUAAUUUUAUUCAAUAAUCAUCUUGGAAAUUUUGCAAGAUUUGGAAAGAAAUCUGGUCGGAUCUUGCUUUGUGGGGUGUGGAUUUUGUUGGGUCUCAUUUCAAAUACAAAACAGCCUCUUCCCUUCCUCUUCUCCUUCCCCUCUUCUUCCUCUCCUCCUCUGUAACACAAGCCAUUAUAUCAAUCCACAAUAGCAGGAGGAAAAAGAAGAAGAAGAAGAAUUUUCUUUUUCUUGGUCUUCUCUCCUUUGUUUGUUAUUCUUGAUUUUGUAUUUUGGAUCUUCAAUUUGCUGCAAUGUCCUUAGCAGCAGACUCAAAGUUUCAUGUCUUAGCUGUUGAUGACAGCUUAAUAGACAGAAAACUCAUUGAGAGGCUCCUCAAGAUCUCAUCAUAUCAAGUUACUACAGUUGAUUCCGGUAGUAAGGCUCUACAAUUUCUGGGUUUACAUGAAGAUGAACAAAGCAACCCAGAAACACCUUCUGUUUCUCCAGAACAUAAUCAGGAAGUGGAAGUGAAUCUUAUCAUCACAGAUUACUGUAUGCCUGGCAUGACAGGCUAUGAUUUGCUCAAGAAAAUAAAGGAAUCUUCAUCUCUGAGAAACAUACCAGUAGUGAUAAUGUCAUCUGAGAAUGUUCCUUCAAGGAUCACAAGAUGUUUAGAAGAAGGAGCAGAGGAAUUUUUCUUGAAGCCAGUGCAGCUUUCAGAUUUGAACAAGCUUAAACCUCAUAUGUUGAAAACAAAAGUAAACACCCAGAAACAAGAAAAUGAAGAAAUCAAUGAAGAUGUAGGAAAAUCAGAAAGUUGCCCACAACUGCAGCAACAACGACCAUCACCAUCACCACCGCCGCCGUCACAAUCACCACAACAACCACCAGCCAACAAUAACAAGAGGAAGGCUAUGGAAGAAGGGCUUUCACCAGAUAGAACAAGACCUAGAUACAAUAACAUCACCACUAUGGUCUGAUAAAUCAUGAAAUCUUUUAUUAUGAUCAUUAUUGAUUUUUCUUUUUCAUCCUUUAACAAUGUAAUCCAGAUAACCUCUUUUUUUUUUUUUUUUUUUUUUUUUUUUUUUUUUUCCCUUGUAGAAGUUAGUGGUGGUUGAUACAGGCUGAAUAGCAGUGUAGAGAUAGAGCUGUUUCAUGUAUACAUUUUACAUGAAAAUAUUUCAUUCC
This is a messenger RNA of Manihot esculenta (cassava), 1301 nucleotides long. RefSeq names its product two-component response regulator ARR8. The transcript has 5 exons. The record is from RefSeq and is a predicted model, not a curated record. Gene Ontology annotation, biological process: cytokinin-activated signaling pathway; phosphorelay signal transduction system. Lineage: Eukaryota; Viridiplantae; Streptophyta; Magnoliopsida; Malpighiales; Euphorbiaceae. The coding region runs from base 425 to 1093 and encodes 222 amino acids.